This is a messenger RNA of Nerophis ophidion (straightnose pipefish), 844 nucleotides long. RefSeq names its product peptidyl-tRNA hydrolase 2 (gene ptrh2). The record is from RefSeq and is a predicted model, not a curated record. Gene Ontology annotation, biological process: negative regulation of anoikis; positive regulation of anoikis. The transcript has 2 exons. Gene Ontology annotation, molecular function: peptidyl-tRNA hydrolase activity. Gene Ontology annotation, cellular component: mitochondrion; cytosol. NCBI's taxonomy places the organism in Eukaryota, Metazoa, Chordata, Actinopteri, Syngnathiformes, Syngnathidae. Bases 148 to 663 code for a protein of 171 amino acids.
UAAUUCUUUGCGACUGUUCAAAACUUCCAGAUUAAAUCUAAUGACCUAGAUGUAUGCAUUGUGACAAGUAAAUGAUUUAACGUUGAUCUUGUUUUAUAGAUAUUUUGUUGACGUGAUGUUAGCAUCUGCUAACUGAAGGUUUCAAACAUGGACGUGCUUUGUAGUCCAAUGGCCUUGGGUGUGGUCACAGGACUCGGCUGUGGGAUCCUUCUGGGUUGGCAACUACGGUCCCGAUUGGGUCAAACCUCCAAAAGCCUGAAAGCGGUUAUGGGAAACGGUUGCGGUGAGGCGAGCGUGAUGGGAGAAGGAGGAGAGUUCAAGAUGAUCCUGGUGGUCCGGAACGAUCUGAAGAUGGGUAAAGGCAAGGUGGCAGCUCAGUGCGCCCACGCUGCGGUGGCAGCCUACAAACAGGUCCAGCGCAGAAACCCAGACCUGCUCAAACAGUGGGAGUACUGCGGCCAGCCCAAGGUGGUGGUCAAGUCUCCUGACGAGGACACCCUCAUUCAUCUUCUGGGUCACGCCAACGAAGUGGGACUCCCUGUGAGUCUGAUCCAGGAUGCAGGGAGGACACAAAUCGCUCCCGGCUCUCGCACAGUGCUCGGUAUCGGCCCAGGCCCGGCUGAUCUUAUUGACAAAGUCACUGGAGACUUGAAACUUUACUGAACUUCUUGCAUAAAACAGUUCUGUCUUUCAUACAAGACGUGUCAUGUCUUGCUGUUGGAAAAAGUUUUUAAUAUGUUUAUGACUUCAAUUACAUGAGUUUAUCCACCUCCACAAACCACAAUCAGAAACUUUGCUCAACUGUUGCAUUUCUGCCAGUUAGUAAACAUCUCUCUAGAUAACA